AUGGCUAUCUUGCGUGCUCUGUUCACUCUUGCUGUAAAUUCCCGCAAAGAUAAUGUCUCGAUGCAGAAUGUCGGUCAACAGGCGAGACAAGCCAUCCUCCAGAUUGCGUCGACUAACACUCCACUGUUCAUGACGACUCUCACCCUCGACAUACUCAGUCCGAAAGAUCUCGAGUACCGUAAAAUUGUGAUGCAGGUAGUGGCGUUUCUCACCCGAAAGAAACCCUUGCUACUGUAUUCAAAUAUUUCCUCCUUGAUGGAAGCGAUAGUGAAGUCCUUAGACCCUAACUCAACUUCGAGUUGUGAUGCAGUUCAUGACACGGCUACGGAAAUCAUCGGUUAUGUCGUGAAAACGUUCCCGACGGUUGAUUUCCACAUGGCUACCCAGCGUCUCGCGGUUGGGACAUGUGAAGGCGCCUUUAUCAUGUAUGACCUCAAGACUGCAACUCAACUAUAUGUUCUGGAGGGCCACAAAAAGCAACCAACGGCAUGCUCGUUCUCGCCGGAUGGCCGCCGGCUCGUCACAGUUUCACUCGAGGAAGGCAUUGUACUUGUGUGGAAAGUAGGUUCGAGUUUCACAAGCUUUUUCCACCCUGGCGCGCCCCCUCGUCAGGGAAAUGCUGGGUCGCAGCCGUACGAGACCCUAGGGUUCAAUGUUGAUGAGGAAGGUGUGUUCUCCGUCACGCACGCAUGCCCGUCCUGA
Pisolithus orientalis is the source of this 702-nucleotide messenger RNA. RefSeq lists its product as uncharacterized. The coding region runs from base 1 to 702 and encodes 233 amino acids. Gene Ontology annotation, cellular component: cytoplasm. Gene Ontology annotation, molecular function: protein binding. The transcript has 3 exons. NCBI's taxonomy places the organism in Eukaryota, Fungi, Basidiomycota, Agaricomycetes, Boletales, Pisolithaceae. The record is from RefSeq and is a predicted model, not a curated record.